ACGAAAAACAUCAACAUCAACAUCAACGUCCAGCAGCGAGAGCGAAAGAAAGGAAAACAACGUCGACGAAGGGUUCAGAACACGGCGCGAGUUGACUCGACUCAAGAUUCAGGCAAUCUUCCCGUCUUUUCCCUACUUAGCUCUUGCGUUGAAGACCUAAGCUACCCAGCCACUUCUCCCCUCUGUCGCUCUCAAAUACCCAGUAAUCCUUAAGAUCUUGUUAAGAAAGAGAAUUAGCCGAUAAAUGGACAGUAGAGGAUGGCUUAAUGUAAUCUAUGGGAUCUACGGAAUACUAGGUUUUAUCUCGAAAACAGCAUACACAUGAACUUCCACACUGAAACUUGAUGAAAGCCGAUACCAAGGUAGGAAGCAUCUUCCUGGAGACUCCCAAGUAAACCCUAGCUUCCCUUCCAGCUCUUCUAUAGAGUAUGUGAUGUAAUACAAGAUACGCAGUAAGUCUUCAAGAAUAGAUUAGUUGGACACUCAUCGUUCUCGAUAGUUAUUGAGUUGGGACCUUGGUUCCUGUUGUCCACAUCGGCUAACUCGUGUGACCUCCACCCACACAUAUCCGCAUAUAUAGCAACCCAAGCAAUUUCCCCUUACAAGGCUCUAGCAACAUGAGAGGCUAUCAAGAUGGCAGUCAACCCUAGACUCAACAUUUUCGAAUCCUAUUAUUAAGAUAAUUGGUAUACCAUGCUAAUAACUUCGCUGAUAUUUAUGUGAGCUCGAAGGUAUUCUGUGGCCACUGGGACAGCUCUAACUAAGCUAUCCCGUCCCAUCGCGGAGUAUCAAAAGAUUCCACGUUGCAGAAAACCUUUUAUCUGUGUCCGCAAGUCGUGCUCCUACAUUCUCUGACAUGCUCUGGGCCCCUUCAUUUUGGCGUAAUUGUUAACUAGGAGUGGGGGGUAUUAAAAGGCGAGGAAUCAAUCCAGGUUUUCACAGGAUAUGGCGUGAUAGAAAGGGUGGCCAUUGGAGACCUGAGAGAUUGUUUGCCUGUAAAGUUCUGUCGGCCACAGCCCCCAGCCUUGUUAAUCCUCAUUCCUCUAAGUUAUAAGUUGGAUCGAGUUCAUCUAUAUCACUGUCCGCCUGGCCUUGCAAGUUCCGGGGGUGAUGUAUUGGCCCAUUAACUCAUCACACUAUGCUCCUCGCUAAUGCGCCGUCUGAACAAUGGCGUUUAUUCGUUCAUUCGUGGAUGUAGAAGAAACCAGUGUUCUGGGAGAGCUUGGGUGUGCCUACAUUGGCCGUCCCCAUUAGCAACAGCCAUCAGUCAUUGGGUACCUUGCACCAGAGGUUGAAAUCUGUAUCGAAUGCUCGUAUUUUCUGGAUACGUAUGGUGGCGUCAUCUCAUCGCGGGAGCUUGGGUGUUAUUCUGCGACCCAAAGGUUACUAAGAAUCAUGCUUUACUCCCAUGGUAUCUUCUAGCUAAUCAUGUUAGCCAUUUCCAAACUUCGAAGAGACCUCAGGCUUGUACUUACUAGUGCGGAUAGCUUGAUACCUGAUAGAACGGGAUAUGUUUCGCACAACCCAGAGCGCCAGUAUCUAUUCUUCCUGGUCAAAUUCGCUCCGUGUAACAGGAUCGUCGCUAAGUCCCUUGUUUUUUGGGCAUUCCGCAACCGCUACCGUCGUUUGCUAACCAGAAGCCAUAGGUGGUUGCAUCUGAGGCGACUGAUAAUGCCUUAUUUACCGGAUCCCCCUUCCCGUGUUAACGAUCGUUCAUCGGGAAAUGUAACACAGGUGGCUAAGGUUCUUCGUUGCUAGAACUUAGAAGCGAAUCGCAUGAAGGCCUCUAUCAUAAGUCCUUAACACCCUCCUUGUAUUCCUGGCUGUAACUGGGAAGUAGUCUUGUAUUCCUGGUUGGGACGGCCCGCGAUGCUGAGGGUGUCGAGGGCUUAGAGUGGAGAUGAGCCGAGUCACUGAAUUCUCUUCGAGGAAUUCAGGAGAGAGCGCCUUAUCACGUGAGGGUUAUCUGACCCGCCAAAUCCAUCAUAUGACACUGGCAUGACAGAAAGCACAAGUCUUGCUCUUUAUAUAGAGCGCCUCCAGUUGCCUUUCGACGGACUGGUCCUGGAAUCAACAGGCGAAGCAAGUCGAGACAAUCGAUUGGUUUAAACUUCUCGCGGGGCCGGGCCGUGAGUGGAUCCCGGAAGUUUGGCUCGCUGAAUCGAAGUUUAUUUACGGCCUUGACCUCCCACAGACGGUGUUACCCUCCCACAUCGUUUGAUAUGGGAAGAUAGAGUAAUCGUCCAUACAACGAGUGACAGCAGAUCAUCAACCACUAUAUAUAUACUCCCGUAUCUAGUGUUGUUCCAAAAAUCUCUGGCCAUGAUUCUUAUAACCGUUUGUUCUCAGCGUCGACUAACAACACCGAGUACUCCGUACUUUCUCAUGCUUUCCGGGCUCGCUUGAGAAAGAGUCUCUUUGACCGUUAACUAGUUAGUUAGCUGGUGAACUUUAUGGAGUACUAACGGCUGGGGUUUAGCUCCGUAUUUCUUUUUCCAUUGUCUUGCUGUCCUUGCACCCAAUAUUAUGCACAUGGGCCCCUCUAGGCUUCACAGCCAUAACAGCCAACUGGCCUAGGCUGUAUUGAAAUGACGCCAAAUUUAAUUUUCCAAAUGUACUACCACCCCUGAACCAGUUAGUUACAGAAAUUUGUCCCUGGCCCUACAGACUGCAGCAAUUAUCGCUUGUAGGGUUAGUUUUUCUAUUUUAUUUAUUUACUCCGUAUUAAUUUUUAAUAUACCACUGCCUUGAUAUAGAUCACAAUCCCAUUCCAUAUAUCCAAUUCUCGCUUGAUAAAACACCUCUUUCUUUUUUGCGUACAUUAGCCGGUCAAACUUUGAGACUUUGAAAAUGGUCAGUUCUAGAAAAGCAUCGAGCUUGCAGUACCCUUACCCACACUCCCAGCGGUACUCUCUUCCCUUGGGAUUUAGAAAAGUACAACAAGGUACAGGAGAGAACAUUAGCUCUUCUCCACUACGAGGUAUAAACUGUUGUCUUUACCAGUUUGAUAUAAUACUUGCUUAUGCCAUUAUAGGGAAAAAACCGUCCGCUUCUUGCGCCAGGCCCCAACUAGAUGAAGAGCCCGAUAGCGUGGAGAUGGUUCCUCUUGAGAUAGGAGAUGAGCAGAAGGUCGAGGCCUACUAUGAAUCCGCGUUUGCAGCCUUCCAGCACAGCAACUGUCUCCAGAUAGUAAAGUCAUACGCCAAAUUGAUGGUCCCGCACAAUGAAGCCAAUGACUCAAAUGACGGAGACAAGAAGGGGCCUCAAACGGAGGCCACGCCCAGCUGGUGGCCAGAAAAUUUCAUCCGCCGUGAGCUCAGCUGCCAGAUGGAGUCGGAAUGUAUACGCCUCCUUAUCCACAUCUUCCGCAGCCUUGGAGAUACACAUGAUAUCACUGCAGAUAAGCUAGAGGAAGCUAGCCGUGGUGUACGCAGACACAUACAACCUCAUAAAAGACUCGUUAUUCUGGAUGAGAUUUACAAGGUCCGGAGGGCAGAGGAAUGCUACAAGAAGGGUGAAAUAGGUAAGUUUAGACAAAAUUAAGGAGAUUUACGAAGCUGACAUGACUCUAGAUGCAGAUACUGUAAUAUAUGUAAACAAAGAGCACACAAGGGUCAAGCAAGAGUCGCAAGUUGCAGACGACGCUGAUUAUCAAUGUACACCCAAGGUCUAGAAAAACAUAUAUCCAGUAACUUAUUAUACACACCUUUUUCAUUUAUCGAGUGAAGGAAACUAUACCCAGGAAUGUGAACAAACAUAAUGUUGGUGGCAUGACUGUUGUUGUGGGAGUUGUUGUUGGCCUGUUUAAGCUUGAGAAAUGCAAUGAAGGGAUUAACCGGAGAAUUCUCGCUUCUCAGCGUCUCAUCUCUACGGUACGAUGAUCUGGCCAUUACAUCUAUACCCUUUUAUCAUCACUCGAAUCAUGAUUUCAUUUUCACUAUCUCGGAUGGCAAAAAAUAAUAUAUGCAGCAUACCAGUUUAUGCACUCUUUUUAACAAUAUAUUGACGCCCGAUUAUCUCGUUCACCCAUACAUAAAACACCCCUCAAGCGGAUUUCCAGCUUCUUCGACUAAGACUCAAUCUAAUGAACCCAUCUUGCGUAGAUAGGGGUGACAUUUAGCA
This is a messenger RNA of Trichophyton rubrum CBS 118892, 4122 nucleotides long. RefSeq lists its product as uncharacterized. Bases 2851 to 3543 code for a protein of 230 amino acids. Lineage: Eukaryota; Fungi; Ascomycota; Eurotiomycetes; Onygenales; Arthrodermataceae. The record is from RefSeq and is a predicted model, not a curated record. The transcript has a single exon.